Messenger RNA from Silurus meridionalis, 8374 nucleotides. Its product is annotated as UPF0606 protein KIAA1549. The transcript is spliced from 21 exons. NCBI's taxonomy places the organism in Eukaryota, Metazoa, Chordata, Actinopteri, Siluriformes, Siluridae. The record is from RefSeq and is a predicted model, not a curated record. The coding region runs from base 724 to 5799 and encodes 1691 amino acids.
GUGUGUGUGUGUGAGUGUGUGUGUGGCAGUUAGCGAAAUUUCCUUUUGCACAAAGCUAGCAUGCAUGCAUGCAAUUAAUGUGAGUUAGCACGAAUACAUGCACAAGUUUUAUUUUAUGUUGGUCAGUACCGACAAUACCUAGUUUAUCUGGGGUCACGUGACAAGACAAUAUACUCCCGUGAUUAUUGCUGUCAGGGUCUCGAGCACUUUUUUUUAUAGCUUUGCACUAAAUAGUAAGCUUAUGGGGUGUUGUUAUUGCUCACAAAUUCAGACAGAUGCCCAGAUUUCUUAUGUAGUUGCACAGCAAAUGUUGCAUGAAUGAGAAGAAUGGCUCAGAGCUUCUUAAUACGGAGGUUCAUGCAAUAUUCAGCUCCUGAUUCUGACCUGUAGCCUGGGUGUAGCAUCACAUUGGUUCGGGGUGCGAUUUCCUGAUCGACGCGAUUUGGGGGUUUAUUGAAAAUGCUGAGUGUUUUUUUUUCUUCCUUUUUUUGUGUUUUGUAGCGGAAAAGAGAAACAAAAGACCGCGCGCGCACACCUACACCCGAGACUCGGGAUUCUCCAUUCAGCGCCGCUCGCGCGCUUUGUUGAGGCGUGCAUUCUUUUUUUUUCUUUUUUUUGCGUGUGUGCUUAUUUAUUGAUUUUUUUGCAGCAGCAGAUUUUCCUCGUGCACGGUGCACCAACACUUCUUCUCCAAUCGCCUGAAAAAAACAUGAGUGGGUCUGAAUGGAGGCUGUGACGCGUGCAGCUGCUCUGACGGCGCAGAGCCGACGAUGGCGCGUGCUCUCUCUGUGCUUGAUAACGCUGGUCUCCAUGGCGAUCUCAGAUCUCCCAGCUCAAGACUUGUCGUUGUUGGAUUCCAACACAGCAAAGCAAUCUCUGACAGAAGUGCCACAGAAUACAGCUUCCCCCAUCCCCUUACUAUACACUUCCUAUCAAGCCUUGGGACAGUUCAGUGACAUUCAUAGGACAUUUUCCAUCUUGCCUAACACUGAAUCUCCCAAACCCUCAGAGUAUUACUACAGCCACACGGUCAACACUGUAUAUGGCUCAGCAUCCAUGCCUCCUCCAAGCUCUGUCCCCAAACCCCCAGAACCUCUCUCUGGCCCUGUCAUACUUUCAGGUGUCCAACUGUCACAGACAUCAUCAAAUUUCCCUUCAGCUGGGCUGGAUUCUUUUUUAGAACCUCCAUUUCCAUCAUCUGAAUUACAAGCUGAAAGAAUCAGCAAUAGCACUAGUACAUCUGGAAAGCAUAAAGAACUUUCUAAUCAACUAGUUCUUAGUCAUGAUUUCAAUAUCCAAAAUGAUGCUGCCCUAGAUGAUCAGUUAUAUCCAAGUCAUACCAUGUUUGGAACCUUUCAUGUGACAUCAUCUUUCACAGAACCAACUAUGGGUCCACCAGAGGUUUACUAUCCAACUAACACUAUGGAUGUCGACUAUGGUUCUGGUUCAGGGGAUUACUUGGAAACAAUGUCCUACCUGGGAUCUGAGGGAGAUGAUUACUCUUUGGUCACCAAUUUUCCAUCUGACAUGUAUGACUUUGAGGACUCAAACUCUGAAUCUUAUGAUACAUCUUUUCCUACAAGGGCAAUGAUUCCUUUGUAUACAAGAUACCUCUCUCCCAGUUCCUUAACAACUUUCCCUAGUAGACAUAUUACCAUGAAUUCUAGCACGGCCUUCAGUGUUACAUCAAAUUCAACCAGUACUCUCCAAGUACCCAAUAGUGAAAUGACAAAUGUAAUGAUCUCUAGAUUUUCUACCUUACCCAGUAUUUCCAACAGUCCCACCCAUAUAUCCAGCACUAUUUACUUAGGUGUCGAAGCCAUUCAUCCUACAGCAGUACAUUCCAGCAUCUCGUUACAUCAGAGUGAUAUAGUCAGUGAUACCUCAGAGAUAUAUACUAACUGGCCUGACGUUACCAUCGAGCCCAGUGAUGUUCUUCUGCCUGAUAUGAAUAGUCUUGAGUACUACAACAUUCAGCUCACCAAAAACAAUGAAAGCUUGACAGAACAAAGGGGCAACCAGACCACUUCAAAACAUUUUUCCCUUCCAGUGUCAAUAAGCACGACCAGCACCUACACUGUUCCAGCCAGUCACAUGUUCACAGUAAUGUAUGGAGAGGACCUGCAGAACAUGGACCCCUCCUGGCCUGAAGAAUCCUCAACAGACCUCUCAGGACUUAAUUUGUCCAACACUACUGUCUUAGAUUUGUCAGACAUAAGACCUAGUCUAAUGAAUGCUACAUUUCCAUUUUUGUACUCAUCAGCAUUAACUCCGUCUAUGGACUUUUCAAAUUCCCUCUGGGAUCUGGCAGCAACUACCGACUGGAUUAGCACAGAAUCUAUCUCCUCUUCCAUAUCUUUUACUUCAGUGCUUUUCCCACAUACUGAUCCAGUGGAGUCGGAUGUCAUGUUCCUAAAUUCCACAAACACACACUGGUCUAUCAAUUCUACUGUCCCUGAGACCUCACACCCUACAUCAUCACUCAUCGAUAACGUGUUCACCCAGACACAUAACGUCUCUGAAGUGCCCACUGAGUCGUCCCUCAACAUCACCUCUGUCCUUUCUGUAACCGAGAUGGCUGACCAAGGUUUCACCGGAGCAGGAAGCUCUUUUAAUCCGGUUACAGAUGAUGAAAUGACGACAGUCAGCAAGCCAGCAGACUUCACUCCUUCAGUAUUAAACAAUGAGACAACUAUGUCUGCCCCAGGUGCAACAACUGAGGUGUUUAAUGCCACAACUUUGCUUACAACCCCUUCAGUGACAACUCUUCAGACUUCUACUCUUCUAACAACGACUAUCCGAGAGUACCUCUGCAACCUUACCAAACCUGAUACCUACUUAGUGCGAGUUGGUUUUCCAUUCGGCUCCACAGCUGGUUACGCCAAAGCAAAAGUCAGAGAGAUCCUCAAAGCCGAAUUCAAUCGAUCGGUUGAACUGCAGGUGGUGAAAUCCCCUCCAGACUUUGUGUUUCGGGCUGUGUCUGGUCCUGUUGUCUACACAGCCAUAUCGGUUAUGAACGCUCUGAGACGAUUUGCAUUCACAUCUGACACCAUUCUUAGUGUUUCCCCGAUCAGUCCUGUACCAGGCCUGCAGUACCACAUCCACUCGGUGCUUCAGUUUGUGCCCAUUCAUGUAGACAUGCACGUGUGCACAUUCAUCGAACACAUCGAAAGAGGCCUAAUUUACGCUUUCGCCGAAGUGCGCCGCCGUUUCAAGGAGUCGACCGACUUUUCUGUGAACAUAUUGAACAUCACCAUGAGCUCUGUGGCACCAGCACAGAGACAGCUGCGGGGGCCCUUGGACAUCACCUUUGUGGUACGUGAUGCUCGAGGGUAUAUACUAGGGUCUGAGGUCAGCAGUCACCUGAGGCAUCUCAGUGUGGUGGAGUUUAGCUAUUAUCUGGGAUACCCUGUUCAGCAGAUCGCAGAACCAUAUCACUACCCUGAGCUAAACACCACCCAGUUGCUACGUUCUUCAUGGGUUAAGACAGUUUUGCUGGGGGUGAUGGAGCAUGAUGUGAGUGACAGGAUUUUCCAGGCAAAGAUGGAGAGAAGAUUAGCUCUGCUGCUUGGAGAGGGGCUUUCGGCUGGCCGACGCCUUAAAAGAGCCACCAGUGUGGGCAAUAACAGUGUACAGAUUGUGCAGAUCACUCGCCUAGAAGAACAGGAUAACCCUCUGGAGAUGAUCUACUUUGUGGAAGGUGUUAACAGUGAAAGGCUGCCUGCUGUCACCACCGCAAACCUGCUCAACAGGCUGGAUGUGCAGCACGCGGCCAUCUUGCUGGGAUACCGCAUCCAGGGAAUUCUGGCGCAACCUGUGGAGAAGCAGGCAUUGCCAUCUGAGACAGAGAAUACCAACACAUGGAUUAUUGUAGGAGUAGUGGUGCCCGUGCUGGUGGUGAUGAUCAUCAUAAGCAUACUGUACUGGAAACUGUGCCGCACGGACAAACUGGAGUUUCAACCAGACACCAUGAGCACUGUCCAACAGAGGCAGAAGCUGCAGACUCCCAGUGUGAAGGGUUUUGACUUUGCCAAGCUGCACCUGGGCCAGCACAGUAAGGAUGACCUCAGGGUGAUUCAGGAACCUCUCCCGGCACCGGCUCCAGCUAAAGAGCCGAACGCCAACGAGAACACCGGAGCCUCAACACCCAAAAAUUCCAAAGGCUCCUCCACCAAGGCUUCCUGUAACAGCCAGCACAGAAAAUCACAGAUCUCUCCUUCCGACGGUGAUUCGUUGGGAAGUGAGCCAUUCAGCGAGAGGGAGUCUCCGAAAGCGAACCCGAGACAAGCCGGACUGUCCAGUGAUCCCAAGCAACCUCGGAGAAAUAAAAUUGGUCCUCCUACACUGAAUGUUGCAGAUGAACAGGUAUCAUCGGCAUCCAUUUUUGAACAUGUGGACCGGAUGUCCCGUUCUGCAGACGGUGCCAACAAGCGCUUCUCCAGCAAAAUUCAGCUGAUCGCCAUGCAGCCCAUGCCGGCUCUGCCGUUACCCUGCCCUGCAGUCGACACCAAGGCUGCAGACAACAGCAAGAUAAACAAGGAGAUCCAGGUUGCACUGAGACAGAAGUCUGAGAUUGAGCACCAUCGUAAUAAGAUUCGUCUCAGGGCUAAAAGGAAGGGCCACUAUGACUUCCCCGCCAUGGACAACCUCAUGGACAGCCUUGGGGACGCCAAAGAGCAGGACCGCAUCUACCAGAAAGCUCAAAUGCAGAUUGAUAAGAUCUUGGACCCGGAUAGCCGCGUACCCCCCCUUUACACCGAGCCCAGGAAAAGAGAAAAGCGUUCUCCUAAGCAGAGAAAGAAGCAGCAGAUAAAUGGAGAUCUGACAGACGCAGACAGAGACAGACUUCUCACUAAUGACAGUGACGGCACGUACAAGAAAUACCCAGGAGUAAACAAUGUAGCAUAUGUGUCCGAUCCUGACCAGGGCCCUGAAGCGCAAAGUCCAUCACCAAGCGACGAUGUCUUUCUGAGCUCAAUGUCACCCCCUGCUGGCCUUGUUGCCCCCCCUCCACCUUACCUGCCCCCUCAGCCCUCUAUUGAGGAGGCACGGCAACAAAUGCACUCGCUUCUUGAUGAUGCUUUUGCCCUGGUGUCUCCCACUUCACAGGCCGCCAACGCGGGCAUCACGCUGCCUGGGUUGGGGGUCAGGAAUGAACCCACAGCUCUUUCCAGCCCUCCGUCACGUGGGCCCAGACCCUGCGGGCCUUCAUAUCCUGCUCUCAGUCCCUUUUCCGGGAGAUAUUCUGAUUUAGGCCUGUCACCUUCAACAGUACAAGGCUUAACGCACAGGCAGGGUUUGGGAGGUGGAUACAAUCAAGGAGAAGGAGUCAGUGGGGAGCAGCUGCAAUCUGAGGGGCUCUACAACAGCAGAGGAGGCUAUAUUGAUGAACUGCCUUCUUCUGCCAGGCCUCGGCCAGUAGGGGGCACAACAGGUGCUCAGCUACACCACAUGACACAGAUGGGUUUGUCAGGUCGUGUAAAUGAAGCCAGGCAACUUGGUGCCUUAAACUGGGGACAUUAUCAUGAAGAGGACUUCAGGCCUGUGAACAGAGAUCCGGUUCUCAACUCUUUCGACUACCCCCUCGUCUCUAUGUUCCAGACCCCCAGGAGCGGAAUGAGAGAGCCGUCCGCCCCCCCUGCCCACCUGGACACAAUGGGCCUGGGUUUCUCUCCGUCUGCUCCCCCCGAGGACUCCAUCCCCCCCAGCCAUUCCUCCGCCUCUCUCAUCAAGGCCAUCCGCGAAGAGCUGAUGCGCCUUUCCCAGAAGCAAGCGGCCCCCGCGGGCUACCACAGCUGAGAUCUGCUUCCUCCUGACACCCCGCCAGCAAUACUGCACUGUACUUCCUAUGGAAGUGGUUUUUGAGCAGGAAGCCCAAAGAAGAAGUGUGCUUGAAAAAGUCAAACUUUCUGAAAUUAGUAGUUCACUGGCAGCCAAAGCUUAACCUGAUGUCAGUGCUAAGCAUUGUAUUUGAGUGAAAUGCCCAUCAUUUAGACUCUUUAAUAUUCACAUCCUGACCCCAUUUUUUUUUUUUAAGCACAGAUGGACAAAAACACGCACUGUAUUGUGAACGAUGAACAACACUGUCUUAGAUUCAGUACUGGAUUUCUUUUCUAAGUUGUUUGGUUGUUUUUACACUGAAAGUGUUUACCUUAACUGAGGUGUCAUGGCAACCCAGACAUUUGUGGUAGCAAUUAACUGUUGUACUGUCUUUUUGCAAUGACUGGGGAGAAGGCAGCCAAAACCUCACCACCACACAUUCCUUAAGACGUUCGCUGUCAGAAGUGGUGACUGUGUAUGUUUUUUUUAUUAUAUAAUUAAUAUAAUCUUUCACAAUCUUUCACAAAAGUAUUUUCUCGGGUGGACUUUCAUCACUGAAAAUCGUAAGGUUUGCUCUGUGUUAGAUUUUAACCAGCAACCCUUGCUUUACUGUGCACUAUUUUACAAAAUUUGUAGUAGCAGUAGUAUUUUUUCCUAAUAAUCUUCUGCUUUUUUUUCCUUAAUCCAUCAUUUCCAGAGUAUUUUCUGUCUGUAUACCACACAUUACCUUUAGCUGUAAAGGAAAAUAGCUGUUUGUCCAUACAAAUCACAGAAUAUAGGCAUAGACUUCUAAAGGUUUAAAUUGCAUAUACAGUGUUAGAAGAACCAAACUUUAUACCCAACAACUACAAUAUUUUUUAGACAGUUAGACUUUGCAGAACAUAAGAUCUCACUUUGCUUUGCUGUACAGCUUGUAUUACUACACCAGACCACCUUUUUUUUUUUUUACAUUACAUAGUGUUUCUACAAUGCAUGUUGAACUAACAUUUUUCCAUUUUCACUACGAGAGUAACACUAAUAUCCUGUCAAGUUUACAAAAUAUUACAGGCAUGAUGGCGACAACUUGUGCCCAGCGUUUACCUGCAUGAUCUGUGCCACCUUUCAGCAGUGGAUCUGAUCCAAAAUCACCACAAAGCCUGGCAUUGAUCAUUACUUUUGUAUAGCCUGCAAUGAAGAUGAAGAAAGUGGUUGUGGCAACCGUGUUUUACCUGUUUUGUUUUUUUUUCCAGUCAGGUUGAUUUUAGCUUGCCAGGACAACUUUGUCUGUGUAAGCACGAUAGUGUAUUUGCAGGCAAACCACUGAGCCAUAAAACUCUAGAAAUGGACGAUAGUACUAACGCUGUGCGAUCUUUUAAAAGAUUUUCCUCUCGCUUGGUUUCCUCUCGCUUUCUCUUUUCUCUGGCUGCUAGGGGUCGCCAAGCAGAUCAUACGUCUCUAUACCACUCUGUCCUCUACAUCAGCCUCUUUCAUAUUACCCACCUGCAUGUCUUCCCUUAACACAUCCAUAAACCACCUCCUUGGUCUUCCUCUUUUCCUCCUUCCUGGCAGCUUCAUCCUCAGCAUUCUUCUAUCGAUAUACCCCAUGUUCCUCCUCUGCACAUGACCAAACCAUCUCACCUCUCUUACCUUGACUCCAAAACUUUGAACCUGCGCUGUUGAAGGACCUGUAAUGGAAAAAAAACCUGAAUCCAGAUACAGUACUGUAGUUUUUGUGUGAUUGAAGAGCUUCUUUAUUUUAAAGGUUGAAUUUGUUUGUUACCUGAGAUUCCAAUUCUUGUCACAGCAAUAUACAUUAAAAAUGUUUUGGGUUUUUGCUGUUUUUUUACAUGAUUUUUCUACUAUUACUUAGUGCUGAAAGAUACAAAACUUAAGAUAAAUCAUGUGCACAGUUUUCUUAGUGCAUUGUCAGAAAAUGACAAUGGUAUGAAUGGUAUUUCAUCAAAUGAGGCAACGUCCUGUAAGUGGCUCUUAAACGAUUUUGUUUCCAAAUCGAACAAAAUGCAAAAGUCAUUUGUGUUGAGGGCCAAAGUUUUGCCAUAUUUAAGUGUUAUUGAUUGUUUUUCUGACUGAUGCAGUGUUUGGAACAUCCUUCCAGUGUUGUUUUGCAAAACUAGCAGUAUAUUCCAUCACAGUAUAUUUAUUAUUCGCAUACUAUUACCAUUAAAUUGUCAUUAAUAAACUGACUGUACAUUUUGCCCUUCAUUGUAUUUGAAUAUAUGGAAUGGCUGAGUACUGUAUUUGGCAAUGUUGAGUCUCAGACAAGCUCAGUCUCCGGUACUAACCGUCACCUCUUACGUUGAUCUGUUUUGUGCUCGGAUAUGUGUUCAUGAUUUUUUCAAAACUUGUACAAAUUCUGUAUUAAAGUGGCGAAACUAGAGUACUGUUUUGACUGGUCAGUUUAUGGAGAAAAAAAAACAGUUUAUGUUUCUGAUUUAUGUUUCAUUUAUGGUUUCUGCCUUGUAUUUUUUGUUGAAUUUGUUUGUUUCAAUGGAAUUCCCUUUAUCUGUAAUUAAGUUUCCUUAUUUAAAUAAAAUGUUUCAGUUUGUUGCUUUGA